Messenger RNA from Styela clava, 2358 nucleotides. Lineage: Eukaryota; Metazoa; Chordata; Ascidiacea; Stolidobranchia; Styelidae. The record is from RefSeq and is a predicted model, not a curated record.
UCAAUGUAUGGGAAAAAGCUUAAUGAGAUUCGUCACAAAAAGAUUCCUGUGAGUGUGAGGAGAAACAGAGCUGCAACCUAUAAUAUUGAUGCUGAGGCCAAAAGGGAACACAUUGAUCAAAAACGGGAUUUGGGAUGUGUAUGUUGUCUCAAACCGCACAAUUUGUGGAACUGCCCGGACUUCAAGAGUAAAUCGCAUGAAGAAAAGGUCAGUCUUUUGAAGGAGCAGAAAUUGUGUUUCAAGUGUCUGUCUCAUGGUCAUCUUGCUCGUAAUUGCAAGAAGGCCAGUCAGUGCAAAGUACAUGGAUGUAAAGGAAAUCGACAUCACACACUGCUUCAUAGAUUUAUUGAAAUUCAGGAGAAAUCGAAAAAGCCUGAAGAGGGACCUGCUGUAUAUUCAUUGGCAAAGUCGUCAAAGUGCAAUGGGAAAAGUAUCGGGCAAGAUGUUUAUUUAUGUGUGGUGCCGGUCAAUGUUCGAAAUGGUGAAAAGACCGCUCAAACAUACGCCUUGCUGGAUCCGGCAUCUACAGUUACUCUGUGUAGUGAACGUUUGAUGGAAUAUCUCGAAGUAACAGGAAAUACUAGAGAUAUCACAUUACGCACAAUUGGACAGAGGCCAAUACAAUACAAGGGUAUAUCUGGCAGUUUAGUUGUAUCGCCGCUAGAUGGUGGUGCUGAACAUGAAAUCACAGAUGUGCUCUCGGUUGAAAAAAUUCCUGCUAAGCCGAAUAAAGCGCCCGACGAAAGGUUCCUUAAAAUCAUGCCGCAUCUUCAAGAUGUAAGAUUGCCUAUCUUGGAAGGAGGAACAGUGAAUCUUCUGAUUGGGGCUGGCAAUGCGGAACUCGUCUGUUUCCAAGAUGUUCGAAAUGGACCGAGGAAAGCACCUAAGGCAGUGAAGACUGUUCUUGGCUGGUCGCUGUUCGGACCCAGUUUUGAGUCGCCAUCAGAUCUCAGAGAAGUUCAUUUUGCAUCUGAUCAUUAUGUCAAUUUCGUCAAGUGUAAUGAUUUGGAAACACAAAAGGAAAUUGAAACUUUGUGGACAACAGAUUUUGGCAAUGAAACUUCAGUUCUUGAUAUUCCAAAUUCUCGAGAAGAUCGAGCAGUGUAUGAAAUUAUGCAAAAUUCGGUGAAACAUAUUGGUGGUCAUUUUCAACUUCCUUUGCCAUGGAGAACCGGGAUGCAGGAUCUACCGGAUAACAAAGAGAUGGCGAAGAAAAGACUUCGUAGCCUCAAAAAUAGACUGAUGAGAGAUUCCGAUUUGCAUAAAAGGUAUGUCGAAGUUAUUCAAGGAUAUAUCAAGGCAGGAUAUGCCAAAAGAAUUUCAUAUGCCGAAAUUGAUACGUCUAAUACAGUUUGGUAUCUUCCUCAUUUUCCUGUCAUGAACCAGCAUAAGCCUGGAAAAGUUCGUGUAGUUUUUGAUGCUGCAGCCAAAUAUGGAAAUGUGUCUCUGAAUGAUUGCUUAAUGUCCGGACCAGAUUUGGUAUCGUCACUCGUGGGUGUAAUUUUGAGAUUUCGCAGGGGACGAGUGGCAGAUGUGGAAGCAAUGUUCCACCAGGUUAGAGUGGCACCUCAGGACACGGAUGCACUAAGGUUUUUAUGGUGGGAUGACGGGGACAUUUCAAAGGAACCCGUUCCACAUCGUAUGCGAGUUCAUAUAUUUGGGGCUGCAUCGAGUCCGUCUUGUGCUGCAUUUUGUUUGAAACAGACGGCGGUGAAAUUUGGAAACGAACACAAACCUAGAAUUUCAGAAAUUGUUAAUGAAGAUUUCUAUGUCGAUGACUGCUUGACAACUGCUGAAUCGGUCGAUGAAGGCAUAGAGAUUGUCAAGGAAUUGACACAAUUGAUGUCAAAAGGAGGAUUCAACUUGACUAAAUGGCUCACCAAUAAUGAUGAAUUACUGUCUAUGAUUCCAGAAGAAAAGAGAGCUAAAUGUGUUCAAAAUCAUGUCAUUGAUGGCAAUGUCAAAGAACGAGUUCUUGGUAUUCAGUGGAAUGUGGCAAAUGAUGAGUUUGGGUUCAAGGUUAAUAUUGCUGACAAACCAAAUACCAGGAGAGGUAUACUUUCAAUUGUAGCAUCUGUUUUUGACCCACUUGGUAUAGCGGCUCCAAUAACGCUACUUGCCAAGUUAUUGUUGCAAGAACUUUGCAAGCAAAAUUUGGGAUGGGAUCAAGAAAUUGCAGAUGAUGAUGCUGUUAAAUGGCGAAACUGGCUACAUCAACUGCAAAGCUUAGAACAGGUGAAGAUACAGCGAUGCUAUCAGCCAUUUGAUUUUGAAAAGUUGUUUCCUAUGAACUACAUCACUUUGCUGAUGGAUCAGAAUUGCAUAUGGAGCUGUUUCAUAUCUACGAAUAAUCGAUAA